CCAGUGUGUCGACAAAGUCGUAGCAAUCAACAUCGUCAGUUAUUCAACAUUUUUCACUUUCAAUCAUUCAUUGAAGGUUCAUGUAUUAUCAUUGGACGCAUUGGCACUUGAAGCUCUCCAACGGCGGUCAGGGUGUCAUCAGAGAUUCGUUGAUAAUUACCGGAUAAAGAGUAUUAUGGAUUUGCAACAGCAGAUUGCAGAGUUGAGAGAGAAAUUCUUCAAGAAACUCGAGGAUGAAACGCCGUCAGAUGAGCGAGGCUUUCAUCCAGAUGAUUUGACGAGAAUCAGAACGAGAGACGAGUACCUGAAGAGAUGGCUGGAACACACGGACUUCAAUGUUCAAGAAUCCGUCAAUAUGCUUUGGUCCACCUGCGAGUGGAGACGGAAAGUCGGGGCCAAUGAAAUCACAGAGGACAGCGUCAAUCGUGAAUAUCUGCAGGAUGGAGUGGUUUUCGGGUACGGGAAAGAUAGAGAUGGCAGGGGAAUGUUUGUCAUCAAGUCUAAACUGCAUGUAAAAGGAGUUAGAGAUUUCGGGGAGCUACAGAAGUGCAUUAUCUAUUGGUUCGAACGACUAGAAAGAGAAGGCAAUGAGCAAAUCACCCUCUUCUUCGACAUGUGCGAGGCUGGGCUUUCAAAUAUGGACAUGGAGUUCACGAAAUACCUCAUAACACUAUUUAAAUACUACUACCCAAAUUACCUGAACAACAUAAUUCUACUCGAGAUGCCGUGGGUACUAAAUGCAGCACUCAAAAUUAUAAAAUCGUGGCUUCCAGCGAAAGCAACUCCAAAAAUAAAACAGGUGAACAAGAGUGGGCUCAAGGAAUUUGUUGAUCCGAGUGUUGCACUGGUGUGCUGGGGUGGAGAGAAUGAUUACAAAUUCACCUUCGUACCGGAAAUCCGCAAUGGUGUUAAUUCGGUGAAUGGCAAAUUGGAUAAUAAAAAAGUGCAUUUUGCUGAGGCGUCGCCGUUGAGUGAACAACCAUCCUCUGGUUUUGGAGAUCAAUCGACCGAGGACUCAAUGAUUGCAAUUACUCCAGAUGUGCUGUCAUUCAAUAAAGAGGGGCAAGAGAUCGUCGGUACAAUUGCUGUUAAAAAUCAAACCGCUGAUAAAUGUAUUUCGUAUAAGUUAAAAACAACAGCACCGGAGAAAUUCCGUGUACGCAGGAGUAACGGUGUAUUAUUGCCGGCGCAGCAAGUGACCAUGACGAUAUCAUUGCAGCCUGGCUUCAAUUUACGUUCUUUAUUGCACAAUGAUAAAUUUUUGAUCAUGUGUCUGCCGAUGGAAGAUGCCAAGAUGACAGCUGAAGAAUUGGUGGAUUUUUGGAAGACGAAUGAGAAAUCAGCAGAGCAGCACAGGGUAUGGUGUCGUGAUGGAACGGGUGAAACGACUUCUAUUCUCUCUCCAGGGUCAUCAGGAAGUGAGAGAACUAUGGACCAGCUGCACACAAAGCUGUCCCAUCUCGAGGAGUGUCACGGCAAGCUGCACAAAGAGCUGAGAACUCUGAAGCACGUGAUGAUAAUAUCAAUAAUCUGGACAGUGGUAGCGGCAAUCGCCAUUGUUUACAUUCUGCGUUUGGACAUCGGGCAAAUAAUCACCGGUGAUCAAAGCUGUCAUCUCCAUCGAGAGUAGUACGAGGACUGCGAUUGCUAGUCCCCCAAUACCUCAGACUCAUUCAAACCCGGUGGAAAGCAAAAUAAUUCCACGAUUACCGAAGAAUUCUUCAACAACUGAUAAACACCAAACGGUUCAGCUAAACAAUUUUACAGCGCCGUGCAAAUAAUAUUCCAGAACAAUUGUCAUUUUUCACAAAGUUUCUCUUUUGUUCGAUGGACAAGUCUCUCUCACUCCACAAGACAACAAUAUGCAGCAAUGAAAUUCCUCAGACAAAAGAAGAGAAGAAGAAUUUGGAGAAAAAAUUCAAACAAUCAUGAGGAAUAUUUUUGUAUGCCUUUAUAUACACUUGUGUGUCUGUGAUGUGAACAUAGAAACCUCCAAUGCCGCCUGCGAACGAGUGAUUAUCCAAGCGGACAAUUACUCCCUAUUCUUUCGCCUAUUAUACAAAAUGAAUAUCUAAUGAACUGUUAUUCGAGCUAAGAAAUUAUUAUAUAUUUUAUAAUCAACGAUAUGAUACAGAUUGAUAAUUAUUAAGGUAAAAAGGCUGCUUACUCAAUGGAAGAGCAAAUGAAACCCGUAACUUUGUAAUUUAUAUAAAAAAGCUUAGAAUAAAAUUUGCAGAAGGAA
Molecule: messenger RNA, 2242 nt
Organism: Fopius arisanus
Lineage: Eukaryota; Metazoa; Arthropoda; Insecta; Hymenoptera; Braconidae
Product: motile sperm domain-containing protein 2-like
Exons: 8
Coding region: 176-1630 (484 amino acids)
Cellular component (GO): endoplasmic reticulum-endosome membrane contact site; endomembrane system
Source: RefSeq, a predicted model, not a curated record